CAUCAAACUCGCCUCUAUUCUAGCACUGUCCAGAACCCCUGACAUUUUCGAUGCUAGCAAUCUACUCCAGCUCGUGAGGGACAUCUUAACAACCAGAUGCGUGGCACUCGGAGCCAACGUCCCCAUCACCUUUGGACUGUGGCUGCUGUAGACUAGACAUGGAGUUGUGGUACACUUUAUUCUACUCUACUAUUACCGUGUUACUAUCUAUGCCACGUUCUCGAUGGGCAGUCAUUGGGACCUGAAGCCGGAUAGUCUUGCGUUGUCGGAGAAUACGGUGUUUGAGUGCGGUGGACAACCACCGCCGCUGAUCUGCUGUGCGUUUGAGGAUAAAUAUACGUAUAGGAAAUCGAUGGUGGAAGAUACGCCUCCUCCUGCGGUUUCGCUGGCUUGUUUUGUGUUUCUUGCGUUGGUGCAGGUUAGUCUAUGGAAGCGGCAUGCGAACAACAAGUUCUCUCGCACUCACCAAUGGGACGUGACUUUGAAAGGAUUGAAUAUCUUCAUCGAACUCGGUCUAGUCACAAUGGUCAUCUUAUACCCACUAAUCGUCCUUGGCCUGGGCAUACUAGGCACAUCCGUGGUGGUCGAUUUCAGCGGCUGGAACGCCGUGUCCAUCUGCGUCCCAGUGACUUAAACGUACUUCUAUUGGGCAAUCUCCGGCAUCGAGUCAUACUCGGCUACGCGGAUCCCGCUCCCUUACAAAAUCACCAACACGGCAAUCGACUCGGAGCAUCUACCACUCCAAUGGACAUUCUGCACGAGAAAUCGUACUCGUUCAACCCUACCACAACCG
This is a messenger RNA of Aspergillus ruber CBS 135680, 793 nucleotides long. RefSeq lists its product as uncharacterized. The coding region runs from base 224 to 634 and encodes 136 amino acids. The transcript has 2 exons. NCBI's taxonomy places the organism in Eukaryota, Fungi, Ascomycota, Eurotiomycetes, Eurotiales, Aspergillaceae. The record is from RefSeq and is a predicted model, not a curated record.